This is a messenger RNA of Eutrema salsugineum, 2312 nucleotides long. RefSeq lists its product as uncharacterized. Bases 52 to 2244 code for a protein of 730 amino acids. Gene Ontology annotation, molecular function: nucleic acid binding. The record is from RefSeq and is a predicted model, not a curated record. NCBI's taxonomy places the organism in Eukaryota, Viridiplantae, Streptophyta, Magnoliopsida, Brassicales, Brassicaceae. The transcript has 6 exons.
AAACCUCAAAAGCCCUUUUUUGGCGGAGCUUUUAGGGAAAGUAUCUCGAAAAUGGCCAUGGGCCGUCUUCUAUCGCCGAAAUUAACUCCGCAUUUCAGCACCAGAGGUUUUGUACCUCUAACGAGGAAGUGGCUUUCUUCUUCCCUGGAGGAUGGUCGGAAAUUUGAGAGAUUGCCGGAUUCUAAGGCUUCCGUUAACAAAGACAUUGGCCAAAAGGGAAUGCAUUGGUACUCUUUGGGAGGCUUACUGACUAAUCUAAAGCAAAAGAUUACUGGAAACAUGCUCUUGCUCAGCAAAACUUCAAGUGAAGAAUCGGUUUCGCCGAAAACCCCCAUGGUUCCUUCAGAAGAUGAGCCUGCUACUAAGGUGGUUAGCUUGCAGGAUGUUGCAGAGAACAAAAACUGUAUACCUCCGAAUGUAAAGGAAGAGUCUGUAAUCUCUGAAAUGGUAUUUCAAGAUGCAUCUCAAAGAGUUGCAGCUGGGAAGAGAGAAAGCGCAUCUGUAAAUAAAGAGAGGUUAGAUAGUAAUAAUAGCUUAGACGACUUAGAGUUGAGAUUGAUACAAGCUGAAAGAGUGAAUCUCCCUGAGGAACCGAUUUCUAAAGAUGCUUCUCUAGGUUUCUUGAGUGAAGAAGCAUCGGAAAGUCUGGCAUCAUCUGAAGAAAAUAUAGGGAAGUUGCAGCCUGAGAAAGGGCAAUCCGGUCAAAAGGAAUCACAUCAGAAUAAACUCUCGAGCAUGUUUAUGAACCGGGAUCCAGAUAAGGAGGUUGAGCUUCGUCUGAGAUUUGAGGCAUUGAGUAACAGUAGUUCCGGUAUGUCUACAAAAGAAUCAUGUAGUGAUGUGGGUGAUCAACACGGCCUAUUUGGUAAGAUGCCGUCUGAUCCUAUCCAGAAAAUGAAAAAUAUCUCUAAGGAAAAGGAUACACACUGGUUUUCAGAGGCUCUCCAAAACCCUGAGUCUUUGUCAUCCUUUCCAUGUCAUGAUCGGAAGAGUGGAGACCUGCCUGCUACUAGUGAAACGAAAUCUACAUUGCCGUUUAGAAGUCCUAGAGGAACCGUUGUACCUGUGGCAGUGAGUAAAGACUUGAGCAUAAAGAUGGUGAUGGAGUGCCUGAAAGUUCCAACUGAUAAUGGCAGGGACGCAGAUGCCAACUCGUUGAAUCCUAAUGAUGGAGAAGGAAAGUGCGUAUUGAGAGGUAAUUCUGUAACGGAAAAGAGUGAUCGUCUUUUUGCUGCAGAGGAAGAAGAAUCUUUGUGCACUCAGGCAACCUUGGCUGCUACCACUCCGAAUCCAGAGUUAACAAAUAAGAGUUUGGACGCAUUAUCUGUUGGAGAGCACUCUCCUAACAAAGUAUGCCUAAGGUUUUUACCAAGAUUUGACAAGGAAGAGAUUGUUAAACGAUUUUCUGAGUUUGGAGCCGUUUUGGAUUUUCAAGAAAUCCCCUCUUUUGAUGGAUGCUAUUACAAAGAUGCUGUCUUGACUUUUGAGACUCACUCGGCAGUCAAGAAGGCUCUCAAGAAAGCAGUUGUGAUGGUGAAGAAUUACAGUGUAAUAGUUGAGGCAACUUCUCAAGAAGACAAUGUAGAAAAGAUAUGCAUUCCGGAUCUUAUUGGCGAUCCAGAUGUGCCUAUUGCAUUGUUGAAGGAACCAACACGAACAGUUAAGAUUCAUCCGCUGGCUCACGGAAUAAGUUCAAAUCAGAUCAAAGAAGCGCUAAGGUUCUGUAGGAGCGACAUAUCUAAGUUUAUCUUGGGUUCAUCGAAAACAGCUGCUUUCGUGGAGUUUGAGACGGAAGAUGGGAAAGAGAGAGCACUUGCAGAGCAUUCAAUCAGCAUAUUCAACAAACAAUUGUUUAUCUCAAGGAUUGAUAUACCGAGGACAACCGUUGCAAGGAUUUCACACUUUUCAAAACCAUGUAUGAGUGACAUACGGAAACUGUGUGCACCUUAUGGAAAGAUCAAACAGUUGCUUUUCAGGGGAGAUGGUAUUGCAGAUGUGCAUUUCGAUGUCUCUGAGUGGCCAAACAUGCACACUAUUCUCAACAGUAUGAAUGGUAUGGAGAUCGAUGGUAUGAAGUGGGUGGUUCGACCAGCAACAACAGUUAUACCCCAUGAGAUUCUCAAGGUUUUGUGGGAAGACCCUCAAGGAAAGAGAUAUGUGAAAGGUUUGAUUCAGAAUCUUGUGAGAGAGAUUGAACAGCCUUUAGAUGCAGCUCCUAUAGCAGCUAUGCAUACACUAUUAUAGUUCCAUUGUGCUCAACUUUUGAAGAUUACAGGCAGGGCUGGCUAGAGCCUUUUGUUUUGUGACUGGUU